Messenger RNA from Blepharisma stoltei, 1296 nucleotides. The record is from the annotation of a GenBank genome assembly. Lineage: Eukaryota; Ciliophora; Heterotrichea; Heterotrichida; Blepharismidae.
AUGCAAGAUCAAAGCGAUGAAAUUUUUUACGAUCCCUGCGAAAAUAUGCAGGAAUUAUCAAGCCAAUACCAGACAAUAACAGCACAAUCAUGCGAAACUUUUUAUGCACCACCACCUGCAAGCAAUUGCCCUUCAACUCCUGAAUUAACCUUAAAAAACAGUCAUUUUAUAACAAAAACUGAAAUUAUUUCAGCAAAUUUUGAAAUUAUUAAUAGAAGCAAAACAAUCUCAUCCAGGCCAAAAGAACUAUGCCAAUUUACCAGUCUCCGAUUAGUUCAGGAAAUAGACCUAAUUGAUAAGCACGAAAAUGGCACUUGGAUUGUUAAAUUCUGUCCAGAAAGAAAAGCAGUUGCAGUUGGAGGACAAACAGGAGUGAUUUGUAUAUACGAAAUUGUAAACACAAGAAAAAUGCUGCUAAAUGAAACUUCUAAAAGAGUAUUUACAGAACAUGAAGGAAUGAUUACUGAUAUUGACUGAAAUCAAGAUGGGUAUAUUUUCACAUCAUCUUUAGAUUGCACUGUUAAAGUAUGAAGAAAAAGCCAGGAAAGAUCGAUGCUUACAAUAAAACACACAUCUAGAGUCAAUGCCGUUUGCUCCAACCCAGCAUGCCCAAGCGUUUUCGUCACAGCCUCAGGAGACUCAAUUAUAAGACUCUUUAGAUUUCCAAAUCCAAAUCCAGAAAGUCUAUAUAAAGCUCCUAAAGAAGUAACAGCUCUUGCUUAUUCUCCAAGCGGAGAAUUUUUAGCAGCUGGGCUUAGAAAAGGAGAAGUGAUUAUUUAUAAGUCACUUCCUGGGUCAUAUAGGCUAAGAUUGAAAUAUAAUUUAAAAUGCAGAAAUCGCUUUGGUCUAAAGAGAGGAGGCAGAAAUGUGACUAGCUUGGAAUUUAUGGAUGAACACUAUCUUUUGGUAAGCACAAAUGACUCUAGAAUCAGACUGUAUAAUUUCAAAGACAACCAACUAGUGCAAAAAUAUAAAGGACAUGCUAAUAGCCACUAUCCUAUUAAAGCAGGCUUUUCGCAGCAUAAAGCCCAUGUCAUAUGUGGAUCAGAAAGAGGCAGUUUCUUUAUAUGGAAUACUUUUAAAGAAACUGAAGGUGAAAGUCUUGAAAAAAACGAUGAGUUCGAAGCUUUUGACGCUAGAAAUAAUAAAGGAGUAGAAUUCGCUUGCUUUGCUCCUGAUAAAGUAGUAGAAUCUGUUGCUGAAAGCUAUAGAAAUAGAGAAUUAGGCGAAGUGACUCAUAUUAUUUUAUCGGCUGGAUCGUUUGGUACGUUGAGAAUCUUUUACAACGUUACUUAG